Messenger RNA from Echinostoma caproni, 1464 nucleotides. The record is from the annotation of a GenBank genome assembly. Lineage: Eukaryota; Metazoa; Platyhelminthes; Trematoda; Plagiorchiida; Echinostomatidae.
AUGACUUCCGUGGGACCUCCGUUUCAUCUGGACUGUUUGCUUCACAGUCGAGCACGUUCGCGCCGCACAUCAGGACUUCGAAGUCAGUCCCGUCGCCCAGUGUUCAAUCCCAAAGUACUACAAAGUCGACAUUUAGACGAGUGGGACGUUCGAAACGCUGUCGGAUACAUCGGUCUCCAAUCACCUCUAGCCCAUCGAGGUGCAAUGAUGGCAGAAACCAGACACGGGAGUUUAUAUUUAUGUCGCACUUGUUUGCGGGUGGCCGGACAGACUUUGCCAACUUUGUCUGUUGUGGCUGAAUCCCUUUCUGACUCGGAUGAGAGCCACGUGUUCACCGGGGACGAAGAAUGGGGUCCACUGUCAGACGAAUCUGAUGACAAACUGUUGGUGCCCUCAGAUGAUUCAGCUGAUCCAAAAAGAAAUAAUUCACCUGAACCUGACAUUCAAGUAUCCGCCGGACACAGUCGCAUUUUACAACCAGUGGAUGACUCUAGCGGAGUUUCAGACGAUUGUUCGUUCGACACCCCAAGUACACGUAGAGCAAAGCGUUUGAGACGCAGGCCGUCGCUGAGACGUAAGUCAACGGUACCUCGUGGUCCAGCUCGGAAUAGUCUUCGAGAUGACCAGCAGCCCAAUGCAUCGCGCAUAUGUGGAAGGCGUGCUUCACAAGCGAACUGCACAGAAAGCAUUCCAGACAUGUCUGUGGACAAUGCCAACCAAUCGGUCACAAGCUCAGCCAAAAAACGCUCUCGCUUGGAUUCCAGUUCGGAUUCCGAUUCUCUAAAAGACAUCAUGAUCAAAUUUCCAACCCUCAAGCGUGUUUCAGUUGUGUUGGAUCCCUGUGACUUGUCAACCAUUGUAACUCACUGCGAUCCCCCCGUUGGUGGAGCUGUGACUCGUCGUUGUCGCCCGGCGCGUCGCUAUUCAACUCCGUCAUUCACUCGCCACAGCAGUCCCGAAUCUGAUUGUGAGACCCAGUCUCCGAAACCCAGCGAAACGAAUCUGGAUCAGUCAGCAGUCCAACAACUGCUCACUGAUUUGUGUAAGUCCAGCUGUGCUCGACCACUGCUCCGAUGUGGUGCUGGUAGACCGCAUCACGGGAUACUGACCGAACCGAACGUGUCGGACUCAUCUGACGAAUCUCAGCAACACACGGCCCACCGAAUUCCACCACGAAAAUCAUUACCUCCGCGCAAUCGUCGCCGUCCGGCUCGUCUGGGGGCAGAGCCUAUUCGUGAGAAGCUUCGUGCGUGGGAUUUGAAUAGUCUACAGGAUUUGGUAUCACGGGGUCAACUACCCGGAGGACCGCAGACGGCCGUCUCGCAUUUGAGGCUUUUGAUUCAGCACUGGUUGCUGACCAAUCGUCCGGGAAGUCGAAUUCACGAUAGCGCCUUGGCGGUCUCUGCGUUGUUGGACCGUAAAUUGAUGGCUCUUAAUCACCCCGUGGAGGAAGAACGUAGCUAG